Messenger RNA from Paramisgurnus dabryanus, 2712 nucleotides. RefSeq names its product nuclear receptor subfamily 5, group A, member 1b (gene nr5a1b). Gene Ontology annotation, biological process: regulation of transcription by RNA polymerase II; tissue development; hormone-mediated signaling pathway. The record is from RefSeq and is a predicted model, not a curated record. Lineage: Eukaryota; Metazoa; Chordata; Actinopteri; Cypriniformes; Cobitidae. Gene Ontology annotation, molecular function: zinc ion binding; nuclear receptor activity; RNA polymerase II cis-regulatory region sequence-specific DNA binding. Gene Ontology annotation, cellular component: RNA polymerase II transcription regulator complex.
UUUACCGGGCUGGCGCGCGCACACACACACGCACUGAACCGGCGGUAUCUUGCAGGUGUUGCGGAUCCACAGAGUACCGACGAGACGCGUUUUGCGGGAUUAAAUUGCUACCGCAGAGAGCAUCAGCACUGUACUACCGCAGAGAAACACAGGGUUACCCACAGGAGGCGCUCGGCGGGGCGGGAUGGACUACAGUUAUGAUACGGAACUGGAAGAGUUGUGUCCGGUGUGUGGGGAUAAAGUUUCUGGCUAUCAUUAUGGUUUAUUAACCUGCGAGAGUUGCAAGGGUUUCUUUAAGAGGACCGUGCAGAAUAAUAAACGUUACACGUGUGCGGAGAGCCAGGACUGUAAAAUUGACAAAACCCAGAGGAAACGAUGUCCAUUCUGCCGCUUUCAGAAAUGUCUCAACGUCGGGAUGCGACUGGAGGCUGUGCGCGCGGACAGAAUGCGAGGAGGGCGCAACAAAUUCGGUCCGAUGUACAAACGCGACCGGGCAUUAAAGCAACAGAAGAAGGCGCUCAUUCGAGCCAGUGGCCUAAAGCUGGAGGCCACGCCCCCUUUACUCUCAUCACCCCAGACCGACUACAACUUUAACACAACUAUACCUGUCCCGGCUCUAAAAAACAGCCACCCAAACAUUGGCACCGCUGUGGCCCCUGCCGAUUAUGAACACAGUCUGUAUGCAUCAAGCUCGCUAAGUUUGUCCGUCCCAAUUCCUGCUCAUACCCCACUGCCAGCACAGUACCCGUACCAGGCCCUGCCCGGCCGUGCCAUCAAGUCCGAGUACCCUGACCACUACACAAGUUCAGAGCAUUACACGAGCGCCAGCUCCCCAGAAUCCAUGCCAGGGUACACGUACGUCGACCAGACACAGGUGUCCACCAGUCCUCCGCUGCCCACACCGGGCCUGGCGGUGCCGGCGCUGGUUCUGGAGUUUGUUCAGUGUGAACAGGAUGAGCUACAGGUGCAAAGCAAGAUAAGCGCCCACCUGGCACACCUGCAGCAGGAACAGAACCCUCGGGGCACUGUAGCCAAUCAGGAACAGAACGCGCGGCACGCAGCCAAACCAGAAAGGCUCACCACCUUUGGUCUAAUGUGCCACAUGGCCGAUCAGACGCUCUUCUCCAUUGUGGAGUGGGCACGGAGCUGCUUCUUCUUUAAGGAGCUCAAGGUAGGAGAUCAGAUGAAGUUGCUCCACAAUUGUUGGAGUGAACUUCUCGUGCUGGAUUACAUCGCCAGACAAUUGCAUCAUGGGAAAGCGGACAGUGUACUUCUCAUUACGGGACAAGAGGUUGAGCUUGCGUCUGUAUUGGCCCAGGCAGGGGUAACUUUGAGUGGAAUGAUACAGAGAGGUCAAGACCUUGUGCACCGUCUACAAGAACUUCAGCUUGACCGCAGAGAAACGGCCUGUCUCAAAUACCUAAUCCUCUUUAACCCUGAUGUGAAACUGUUGGAGAACCAGCCUUACGUGGAAAGCGUGUACGAGCAGGUGAAUGCAGCGCUGCUGGAGUACACGCUCUGCGUUUAUCCGCAGUUUCCGGACAGGUUCAGUCAGAUUCUCCUGCGCCUUCCCGAGCUCAGAGCGUUGAGCGCGCAGGCCGAAGAUUACCUGUGUUACAAGCACCUGAGCGGCGAGGUGCCGUGCAACAACCUCCUCAUUGAAAUGCUGCAUGCCAAGAGAACCUGCAUCUGAUUCCUUCACUGAAGAUACCAUCAUUGCAGUCUGUUUUCGACUAGGUGUGUGAGGGAUCAUCUCUCGCGUGCAGAAAAACCUCAUCAACCAUGCCACUGUGUUCACGAGAGAUAGAGAAAGCGUAGGAAAGAAGAUAUUAAGAAAGAGUAAAUUUUAAUGUGCUUCCCUCGCAUUACACACAUGCACGCACACACAAACUCGCACGCUAAUGCAUUUUGGGCCCAUACCAUGCUGACUGGAUCUCACAUGCUAUACACCCAAAAUGAAAAUCACCCCUUAAUUUACACACUUUAGUGACAUCCUAGGUGUAUCUGACUUUCUUCUUUCAGCUAAACACAAAUCAGAGUUAAAUUAAAGGUGCACUGUGUAACUUUUAGAAAGAUCUCUUGACAGAAAUAAAAUAUAAUAUACAUAACUAUAUUUUCAGUGGUUUAUAAAGACCUUACAUUUUGAACCGUUAUGUUUUUAUUACGUUAGAAUGAACCGUUUUUAUCUACAUACACCACAGGUCCUAUUUCUAAAGUAGCCCUAAAUUGUUAUUUAGAGUGCAUUUUUCACUACGUUGUCUCAGACGAUGACGUGUUUGUCCUGUGGUCACUAUCGUAGCUUUUUUAUACAUUUUGAAAGGGAGGGGUGAGCUGUAAACUGAGCCAUUGGUUGCAAUUCACAGUCUCACCACUAGAUGCUGCUAAAAAUCUACACACUGCACCUUUAAUAAAAUCUUGGCUCUUCCUAGCUUCAUAAUGGCAUUAGUGGCUGUUUUUGGCCUUUCCUAGAAACCCUCAUGACUCUGAUGGGUUAAUUUCUUCUGAAUGUAAGCGAAACUAUAUGUUUGUAAGAGAAAACGAUUUGUAUUUUGAGCGUAUUUAGCGAUCGAUACACCAUGUUGAUAUGUAAACACAUUUAGAUCAAAAUUACCUGCACGCGUUCUCGUGCGUGUCAUGACUGUGUUUCGUCAUGACGCAUAUGACGAUUACAAUCGUGACUAGGAUAACGACAUGAAGUCCGCACUAUUUUUG